Molecule: messenger RNA, 1816 nt
Organism: Theobroma umbraticum
Lineage: Eukaryota; Viridiplantae; Streptophyta; Magnoliopsida; Malvales; Malvaceae
Cellular component (GO): chloroplast envelope; chloroplast thylakoid membrane
Source: RefSeq, a predicted model, not a curated record
UCUUAAAUUGGAACUCUAAAACCCUGCCAGAACUUUGAUAAACUCUUCCUGUUAUUAAUUAAUAAAAUUAAAAUUUUAAUCUUUUUCCAUGGAGUUGGCUAGUGCAAGUCGUCAAGCUUGUUGUUUGUUGCCGGUGAGAUUAAAAUCUUCUAAAGCUACAAGUUAUGGGUCUUCUUCUGCUUCGCUUUCCUCCACUAAAAAUUCAAAUCCAUCUCGGAUUCGUUGUUUGUCUUCAAAGUUCUCAAUUUGUCCUGCAUUGGUUGUUAAUCAGGUGAGGCUGCGGCGACCUCUUGCUGCAGUUGUUGGUGAUAAAACUGCAGUGUCAAAUGAUUGUGAUGGAGAGCAGGUUGCAGGUCUGGAUUCUUUUGAUUCCUCACCUAUUAAUGAUGAGGUUAAUGAGAAUGAAAAAGGUAGUGUUGAGGGCUUGGAUAACGGUAAAAUGAUCAGAGUUUGUGACAAGUUAAUUGAAGUUUUCAUGGUUGACAAGCCCACACCGACGGAUUGGAGAAGAUUACUUGCUUUCAGUAAGGAAUGGAGCAGCAUCAGGCCUCAUUUCUUUAAACGUUGUCAGGAUCGAGCUGAUGGUGAGGCUGAUCCUGGGAUGAAGCAUAAGCUUCUCCGACUUGGAAGAAAAUUGAAAGAGAUCGAUGAAGAUGUGCAAAGACACAAUGAACUUCUUGAAGUGGUUAAGGUUGCAUCAUCAGAGGUUAGCGAAAUUGUUGCUAGACGUCGUAAAGAUUUUACAAAAGAAUUCUUUGCGCAUCUUCACACUGUAGCAGAAUCAUAUUAUGACAAUCCAACAGAGCAAACUGCUCUGGCAAACCUUGGGAAUGCAUGCUUGGCUGCUGUACAAGCUUAUGAUACUGCAACAGAAAGCAUUGAAGCAAUUAAUGCAGCAGAGUUGAAAUUCCAAGAUAUUAUCAAUUCUCCUUCUCUAGAUGUUGCUUGUCAGAAGAUAGAUAGUUUGGCUGCGAAGAAUCAACUUGAUUCAGCAUUGGUGCUAAUGAUCACAAAAGCUUGGUCAGCUGCCAAGGAAUCUAACAUGACAAAAGAUGAGGUGAAAGACAUAUUGUACCACUUGUAUAUGACUGCGAGAGGUAAUCUACAGAGACUCCUGCCAAAAGAGAUUAGGAUUGUUAAGUAUCUACUUGCAAUUGAGGAUCCUGAGGAGCGAUUGUGUGCCCUAAAUGAUGCAUUUACACCAGGAGAAGAACUUGAAGGGAAGGAUUUGGACAACCUUUACACGACUCCAGAGAAGCUCCAUACCUUGAUGAGAGCUGUGGUGGAUGCGUAUAAUUUCAGCCAGGAAGGCACUCUCCUAAGGGAAGCUAGAGAUUUGAUGAAUCCAAAGAUAAUUGAAAAGCUGGAGGAGUUGAUAAAGGUCGUGGAAAAGAGCUUCAUGUGACAUGGAGCUAAGUCAUACUUGUCGAUAGCUCUACAUAUGCUUCUUGGUUCAGAGAUGACAAUCUUUGAGUCUGACUUGCUCUUGCGAAUCUGAAAAUGAGUGGCAACUCUAGUUUCAUGGUUUGCUUUUCUGCAAGAUAGAAUCUAUGAGACCACAUGGUUCAUGGCUUGAGCAGGACUGUGCUUGUACCUCAAAGCUUUAAUCCAGUGUUACUUCCCCACAAAAUUUUGCAAUGGGAAGUAUAGUCUGAGAUGUGAACCUUCAAACAUCUUAGAGGUGUGAAUGAUCUCCUGCUGAUGUUGAUUAUGUUGUAGUCCUAGAAAUUUUUAUCACAAUUUUUAGUGUAAUUUGUUAAUCAGAUUUUGUAUGAAUUACUGUAAUCAUCUUAUUCAUUACAUGAUUUAUUGCUUA